This is a messenger RNA of Solea solea (common sole), 967 nucleotides long. RefSeq lists its product as uncharacterized. Lineage: Eukaryota; Metazoa; Chordata; Actinopteri; Pleuronectiformes; Soleidae. The transcript has 4 exons. Bases 261 to 956 code for a protein of 231 amino acids. The record is from RefSeq and is a predicted model, not a curated record.
CUUUAUUUUUAGCUUAUUUUAUUCUAUUCUAUAUUUUAUGGUGUUUGGUACCUGGGGUGUUUCUCUUUCCAGUCUCCUGUAAAGUGUGACUCUAAUCUUAACAGUGCUGUGUGUUGAUGUUGGAGCUGUUAAUUUCCCCGAGGGAACCUCCCAAAGGGAUCAAUAAAGUCGUCUGUCUGUCUAAUAACUGACAUUUAUAUUUGACAUUUAACCCACCUUUCCAUGACACGCCAGAACUACAGGAUAACACACAAGAUCCCAUGAGUUUAGUUAGAGAAGUUAGAGAUGAUGUCAACAGUAGGAGAUCCUCCACAAUUAAGCUUUUGGAUACUGCCUUUCAACAGAAUGCCAAUCAUGAUGAUGACAUCAACACAGAUAGUCAUAUGAGUAACACUUCAACCAAUGGAGAAGAAGAACUCAAUAAUUCCAGCAGUGAAGAUAAACUCAGUAAUGAGAACUCUUCGACAACCAGCGACCAGUUGGAUAUGGACAAUCAAGAGAAUGAUUAUAAAGAUAACCAAAUCAACACAGAGGAACACUGGAGUAACACUUCCAACAGUGAAGAUGAAGAUAAUGAACUCAACACUGAGAACCCUACCACAAGCCAAUUGGAUGUGGAAAUUUCAGAGAAUGAGGAAGCCCUGUCACAUUCUGAAGAGGACUUGACUGAUUCUGCCAGUAAUGAAGGUGAAAACCAUGCUGACGAUGAAGACGUGAUGGAGGGGAAUAGUACUAGAGAAAAGACACCUGAAUUUCCAGUGGUAUGUAGACAGUGGUUCAAUAACACAUUGCUAGUAGUUACUGUACGCCCAUUACAGAAAAUUAGAGCAUUUGGAGAAAUUCUACAUAAUAAUAAUAAUAAUACUACAUAUACUGUAUGUGCUAACUGUAGCUGUUGUUACCAUCCAGUCAGCAGAUAUAUUGUUACUGUGCCUACAUCAUCUGGGGAAGCCUGACGAUGUUAGUU